UAAGGGACAACAGCUAUAGGAGAGACUACCGUGCGAGUGUUACAAAGGCCAAGUCGGACAACGAUCUAUAUGGGCGACGAACGACAGUGGGCGAGAAAUCGAGAUUUAAUUGGAGAAUUGAAGAAUCAAGGGCUUCGGAAACAAGUUACUUGACCUUUCAAAAUUGAAAAUAUGUAAUUUGUCGAAACUAUAAGAAUCGAUCAAUAACAUUCGAAUAGUUACCGGUUUAAAUGUUUAUAAUGUCGGCGCUGUAAUCGAUCGCGUAGAAUCGACAUAAUCAUCAACAAUCACGAGUAGUCCGUCGCGCAGAGUCAACCGAGUCGGUUAAUGUGACAUAUCAAGCCAUUUCGUUGGGGUGUUGUAUUUUUUUUAAGCAAAUAAAAUACAUCGAGCUGAAAACGGCAUUGCCGACGAACGUCGAUCAGAAGAAUAAAGUGGAAAAUCCGCGCGGCACAAUGGAGCAGAAGCAUCGUCGAGACGCGGAAGAGACGCGAGCCUGGUACGAGCGUCAGCUGCAACGGCUGCAACAGCCGCAACACGAGGUGGAGCAGCAGUACCGUCGCGAAUUCGAGGAGCUGCGAGCGGGCCACGAGCGUCAGCUGAUGCUGAGGCAUCACGAGGAGGAGCGCCGGUCGUUCGUGCUGGAGGACGAUCAUCGGCAGCGGCAGCGGGAACAAGAGCAGCAGGUCGACGCGUUGCAGCAGCAACAUCAUGGGCAGCUGCGGACGAUGCUGGAGCGGCAGCGACAACAACUCGAAGACACGAAGCAACAGCAGCUGCAGAUGUUGCGGGAUCGGCGAGACGAGGAGGAGAUGGAAACGAUGCUGCAGCUGAUACGCCAGCCGCAGCAUCGACGGCCGAGCGCGGAUUGCAACUGCGCGGAUUGCGUGGACGAGCUGCGGAGCAACGUCGACUUCCGCGUGGAUUAUCUCGGCCAGCCGUACAGGGCUGGGCUGCGCCGCGACUUGGACGUAGCGCAGGAUUUACGGGUCCGACGCGAGCCGAGCCAGCCGGACCCGCAGAAAGCCGCGAUCGGCUUCCACGGCGUAGAUCAGGCGUCGAGCGACUCGACGAUCAACAUCGGAGAGUGCGACCCCGAAGACGCAGCGCGCAGCCAAUUACCCAUGGUGCCCGUGCCCGAUGAUCAACAGUCGUUGGUUUCGCUUAAGAGCUGCAACGACGAUGACGGUACGAACGAGGCGGCGAUAGUUCCCACAGCAGCUGUACAGGAACGCGUCAGCGACGACAACGAUCGAGUCAGCUCGGAGCUGUAUCCGGACCGUCCGAUGCAUCAUCCGUACGACGAAAUGUUUCGGAACGCCGGAAGCAGCCGAAUUACGAUGGUGGGCCGGCGGGGGCGCAGACGACCAUACGAUCGGGAACCCGAGGAGCUGAGAGAGCCGAGGGUGCGGCUGCCCGUGUUGAUGGCGGCCCAAGACGACAACAACGGCGCCGCCGCCGCCGCCGCCGCGAUACCCGCCGAAAGGCUCCGCGAGGACGACGACGCGUCCUUGGACGAGGCCAACAGGCUACUGAGCCACUCGCGCAAUUUCGUGCCGAGGUACAGGAGGCUGUUGCGGCGAGCCUCGAGGACGAGCAAGCGACGGCUGUUGUCGCUGCUGUUCGAGUUUCUGACUCAAAAUGAUCGAUGAUCGAUGUAUAUACGUUCUUGUUCGUGCGCGCAUCUCGCCAAGGAUGCGUUCAUUAAUUUGAUUUUGUUUCAAUCGAUUCAACGCGUUGAUUAAUAAAAAAGGAGCAUUUUUUUUA
Molecule: messenger RNA, 1767 nt
Organism: Trichogramma pretiosum
Lineage: Eukaryota; Metazoa; Arthropoda; Insecta; Hymenoptera; Trichogrammatidae
Product: signal transducer and activator of transcription C-like
Exons: 2
Coding region: 456-1652 (398 amino acids)
Source: RefSeq, a predicted model, not a curated record